Acomys russatus (golden spiny mouse) is the source of this 2411-nucleotide messenger RNA. It is a transcript of the gene Prkcg, whose product is annotated as protein kinase C gamma. The coding region runs from base 248 to 2341 and encodes 697 amino acids. Gene Ontology annotation, molecular function: ATP binding; zinc ion binding; diacylglycerol-dependent serine/threonine kinase activity. The record is from RefSeq and is a predicted model, not a curated record. Gene Ontology annotation, biological process: protein phosphorylation. The transcript has 18 exons. Lineage: Eukaryota; Metazoa; Chordata; Mammalia; Rodentia; Muridae.
GCCGCCGCCGCUGCCAGUGCCUGCGGCUCCUCGGUCCCUCUGCCUUCUGUUCUGAUCCCACCAGCUUGCUCCGCCUUGGUGCAGCCGGUGCCGGGGUGCUGCUUUCUUUCCUGCGCUGCGCACCGUUAGGUGCCUCGCCCCUGUCCUUCCCGUCUCCGAGUCUGCGGAAUCCUCCUUUCCGCCGCCCAGUCCACCUGUUUCCUCAGAAAAGGAGCCAGAUCGUGAUCCCUGCUGCGUUCCUGGGGCCAUGGCGGGUCUGGGCCCCGGCGGAGGCGACUCAGAGGGGGGACCCCGACCCCUGUUUUGCAGAAAAGGGGCGCUGAGGCAGAAGGUGGUCCACGAGGUGAAGAGCCACAAGUUCACUGCUCGUUUCUUCAAGCAGCCAACCUUCUGCAGCCACUGUACCGACUUUAUCUGGGGCAUUGGAAAGCAGGGCCUGCAAUGUCAAGUCUGCAGCUUUGUGGUUCACCGCCGAUGCCACGAAUUUGUGACCUUCGAGUGUCCAGGCGCUGGAAAGGGCCCCCAGACGGAUGACCCUCGCAAUAAGCACAAGUUCCGCCUGCACAGCUACAGCAGUCCUACCUUCUGCGACCACUGUGGUUCCCUCCUCUACGGGCUGGUGCACCAGGGCAUGAAAUGCUCCUGUUGUGAAAUGAACGUGCACCGACGCUGUGUGCGCAGCGUGCCCUCCCUUUGCGGCGUGGAUCACACGGAGCGCCGUGGACGUCUACAACUGGAAAUCCGGGCCCCCACGUCAGAUGAGAUCCAUAUCACUGUUGGCGAGGCCCGGAACCUCAUCCCCAUGGACCCCAACGGUCUGUCUGACCCGUAUGUGAAACUGAAGCUGAUCCCGGACCCUCGGAACCUGACCAAGCAGAAGACAAGGACUGUGAAAGCCACACUGAACCCCGUGUGGAACGAGACCUUCGUGUUCAACCUGAAGCCAGGGGAUGUGGAGCGCCGGCUCAGUGUGGAGGUGUGGGAUUGGGAUAGGACAUCCCGGAAUGAUUUCAUGGGUGCCAUGUCCUUUGGCGUCUCAGAGCUACUCAAGGCCCCUGUGGAUGGAUGGUACAAGUUACUGAACCAGGAGGAGGGCGAGUAUUACAAUGUACCGGUGGCCGAUGCUGACAACUGCAGCCUCCUCCAGAAGUUUGAGGCCUGUAAUUAUCCCUUGGAGUUGUAUGAGAGAGUGCGGAUGGGUCCCUCUUCCUCUCCCAUCCCUUCUCCAUCUCCCAGUCCCACAGACUCCAAGAGAUGCUUCUUCGGUGCCAGCCCAGGACGCCUGCACAUCUCUGACUUCAGCUUCCUCAUGGUCCUCGGGAAAGGCAGUUUUGGGAAGGUGAUGUUGGCAGAACGCAGAGGCUCCGAUGAACUCUAUGCCAUCAAGAUCCUGAAGAAAGAUGUCAUAGUCCAGGACGAUGAUGUGGACUGCACCCUAGUGGAGAAGCGUGUGCUGGCACUGGGGGGCCGAGGUCCGGGAGGCCGGCCCCACUUUCUCACGCAGCUUCAUUCCACCUUUCAGACACCGGACCGCCUGUAUUUCGUGAUGGAGUACGUCACUGGAGGAGAUUUAAUGUACCACAUUCAGCAGCUGGGCAAGUUUAAGGAGCCCCACGCCGCAUUCUAUGCUGCGGAGAUCGCCAUAGGCCUCUUCUUCCUACACAACCAGGGCAUCAUCUACAGGGACCUCAAGUUGGAUAACGUGAUGCUGGAUGCUGAAGGACACAUCAAGAUCACAGACUUUGGCAUGUGUAAAGAGAACGUCUUUCCUGGGUCCACAACCCGUACCUUCUGUGGGACCCCAGAUUACAUAGCGCCCGAGAUCAUUGCCUAUCAGCCCUAUGGGAAGUCUGUCGACUGGUGGUCUUUUGGGGUCCUGCUGUAUGAGAUGUUGGCAGGACAGCCGCCCUUUGAUGGGGAAGAUGAGGAAGAACUGUUUCAAGCCAUCAUGGAGCAAACUGUCACCUACCCCAAGUCACUCUCUCGGGAAGCUGUGGCCAUCUGCAAGGGGUUCCUGACCAAGCACCCAGGAAAGCGCCUGGGCUCAGGCCCAGAUGGGGAACCCACCAUCCGGGCGCACGGAUUUUUCCGUUGGAUCGAUUGGGAGAGGCUGGAGAGACUGGAAAUUGCGCCUCCUUUCAGACCACGUCCGUGUGGCCGCAGUGGCGAAAACUUUGACAAGUUCUUCACGCGGGCGGCGCCAGCAUUGACCCCGCCAGACCGCUUGGUCCUAGCCAGCAUCGACCAAGCGGAUUUCCAGGGCUUUACCUACGUGAACCCGGACUUCGUGCACCCAGAUGCCCGCAGCCCCACAAGCCCGGUGCCCGUGCCUGUCAUGUAACCUCACCUGCCGCCGCUAGGUGUCCCCAGUGCUCCCUCCGCCGCGCCGGCCGUAUCACCAUUCCCUCCCC